AUGCGGCGCUGGGUCUCCCUCGGCGGUUGGUGUGGCCCCGGCCUCAUGCUUUCCAAAUUGGGCAUCCGCCCUGUGAAAGAACAGCUGCCGUUUGACAUGGCGCGGUGCAGCUUCGACGGUGUCAUGGAAUUCACUCGGAAGGGUUUUGAUAGCGGCUUCUUUCCCGGCCCUCUGCAGCAGCGUCCCUUCACUCCCGAUCCGGCCUCCAUAUGGCUGCUCUUCCGAGGCCAGCACACCUGCAUUACACACUUUGACAUUAACGCGGAUGGAGUUGUACAGGAGUUUUUGCGGCGAUUUCAGGACUGGGAAAGGAUGAUUACGUGUCCUACCCGUCCAGUAACCUUCUUGCGUACUUGCAUAGCUGAAAAUGCGAGCGACGAAGUAGAACUAGUGCCCCAGUGGCACGCAAUACUUCGAGAGAAAAGCGCAGGAAGACUUGACUUUCGUACCGUGAUGGUGGUGCAUGAUCAAGGACACAUCACAGAGCCGGUGGCGUCGUUUGCCAGAGAAGAUGCUGCAGGAUUUCCUUGUGUGGUGUGGAACCUUGCUUUUGACAAGCAACUCCCCGUGGAGUCCUCCCUCUUCGAUAAAUGUCACGACGCUUAUGCGCAGAUUAUUAAAGAGAUGAAUAGGGAUGAGGCGUGGUGCUUGAGCACUUUGCCACUGCGGCUGGCUUCGCCGAAGCCGUACAAGAACCUCUGUCGUGUGGAGGGUGUCCCGGCGCUUCGUGGUUCAUGCACGGGGUUCGGUACGACACAUGCUGCGGCCUUGGGACGUUGCCUGUAUUGCGGUUCCACCGACGGGCAUGCGGUGGUUCGUGAUGCCUUUGACAGCAGGCAACCGUGGGGCGACGCAGAGGACGCGACGCUGCUCACAAAAUGGGUCGCAAACAACGGAGACGAGGUGGCCGCUGUCGAGGCCUCAGCAAUGGAGCUUAAACGUGGUGCUAACGAGGUCCUGCUUCGGCUGCGACAGCUUGUCCGCGGCUAG
Trypanosoma conorhini is the source of this 990-nucleotide messenger RNA. RefSeq lists its product as uncharacterized. Bases 1 to 990 code for a protein of 329 amino acids. NCBI's taxonomy places the organism in Eukaryota, Euglenozoa, Kinetoplastea, Trypanosomatida, Trypanosomatidae. The record is from RefSeq and is a predicted model, not a curated record. The transcript has a single exon.